UUCUACCUUCAGACUAACAGAGACACUAGAGAAGAGAGACUGCUCCUGCCCACAGACUUAGGAGGGAACCGUGUUAGAAACUAAAACCCCACAGACUUUACUGUGUGUGACAGAAAGAAGGAGAGAUAAACGUCAACGUUUUUUUUUUACAACCGCAGUUCUUAAAGAGUAUUUUUUAUUUACUAUUUAAAAAAAAUAAUUAUAAAAGAAGUUUUACAAAUGCUUGGAACGAUAACUCUCACAGUUGAUGCCGUGUCCGUGUCUCAGAAGGAGGAGGUUCCUGAAACAAUGGACUCCCUCCAGGCUGAGGUGCCCCCUCAGGUGAACGGAGAGAAGGAUGAGAAAGAGUCACCUGACACAAACAACAUCACCCCUGCAGAGGAGAAGGAGGUCGAGGAGAAACCAGGCGAAGCCAAUGAGGUGGGCUUCAAAAAGAUCUUUAAGUUCGUUGGCUUCAAGUUCACUGUGAAGAAGGACAAGAAUGAGAAGACGGAGCCGGUGCAGCUGCUGACGGUGAAGGACAAGGACGUGGAGGAAGGAGAGACCAGCGGGUCUGAGGAAACUAAGGAGGAAGCCGCCACUGCAGAGGAGGAGGUCAAAUCUGAGAAGGAGAAGGCAACUGAGCUAGAUACCUCCACCAUUGAGACUGACGCCACUCCAGUGGAUGCCCCAUCUGAGACCGUGGAUGGAGAGGCUGCAGAGGCAGUCAGAGAAGAGGCUGCAGAGGGAGCUGAGGCGGUAGCUACAGAGAAAGAGCCUGAGGACCCAGCUGCAACUAACCCACCUGGCCAGGAGACCACUCAGUCCCCCUUCAGAAGGUUCUUUACACAGGGAAUCUUCUUCAAUCUGCGCAAGAAGGCAAGCAUCAAGAAGCCCAAAGAGGAGGAACCAAAAGAGAAAGCUGCCGAGGAGGAGAUAAAGGAGGGGGAGGAAACAGCAGAGGCUGUGGUGGAGGAGGAUGGAGAGAAAGCACAAGAAGAGGUUGAGGGAGAGGUGAAGGAGGUGGAACCAGUGACAACACCAGAGGAGGCUAAGCCUGAUUAUUCCACAGAAACUGAGACAGUGGAAGCACCUGUCAAAGAGAUCAAAGAGGAGGUCCAAGCCGAGGUUGCAGUAGAAAUGUCAGAAUCCGGUAUUUCUGACAAUGCCAAACCAGUGGAAGAGAAAGUUGAAGAGGCUGUGGAAGCAGACAACGCCCCAGUCGAGGUCACCACCGAGGCUGAGCUGCUAUCAUCCCAGGAGAAGGUCAAGGCCCAGGGAAGCCCACUGAAAAAGCUCUUCACUGGGGCCGGCCUGAAGAAGCUCUCUACCAAGAAACAGAAGAAAGACAAGAAAGACGCAGAGGCCAAGCUGACCGAGUCUGGGGAACAGGCAGCUGAACUCCAAACCUCCACAGAUUCAGCAGAGGUCCAGAAACCCGACAGUGGGGCCUCGUCUCCAGAGGAGUCUGGUGAGCAUGCCAUCGGGGUAGAAACCGCCCAAGCUGAGGUCAGCCAAGAGGCUGAUGGGGAGGUAACCAGCUCAGAUGAAGGGAAGAAGAAAGAAGGUAUCAUGCCCUGGUCCUCCUUCAAGAAGCUGGUGACGCCCAAGAAACGCAUCAAGAGGCCCUCUGAGAGUGAGGACGAGGCAACUGGUGAGAAAGCCAAGUCGGGCACCCUGUCCUCCACUGAGAGUGCCGUGUUUGUGGAGAAAGAGAAGGAGCCGGAAUCCACUGAGGAGGACCCAAAAACCGAAGCCACUGAAAAGCUGGAGGGCAGCACCGAGGAGUCCAAAAGGAUGAAGAUGGACACCUCAGUCUCAUGGGAGGCCCUUAUGUGUAUGGGCGGCAAUAAGAAAAGGACCAGGAAGACCUCUGACUCUGAAGAUGAGGAGACCAAAAUCGAAGAGGAGGCGCCACAAGCUGGAGAAGAACCGGCUAAGACCACAGAGUCUCCUCUUGGAAGUUCCAGAGAGGCUGAUCAGGAAAACACGGUGUCGUCCCCCGAACCAUCCACUAGCCCCGCCGCAGGAGAGUCCACCUGGGAUACUCUCAAGCGCCUCGUCACCCAUAGGAAGAAGCCCAAAGCCGAGGAUAAGACAGAUGAGUCCGGUGCCGAACCGGUUGUCUCAGACAGUGAAAUCUCAAAAGAAGAUUCCUCAUUCUCUCUGAGGAAACUCAUCCCUGGACGUAGAAAGAAGAAGCAGCUUUCCUCCGAUCUGGGGUCUGGCGAGGAAGACUCUGACACACCAGCCGUGGUCCCCCUCUCAGAAUACGACAACGAGCAUGCCAAGACUAAGGAAGAGGCUGAAUUUGAAAUGACAGUGGAGACAGUGGAUGCUAAGGAGGCAGCACCAAUCACUCAGGCUCAAUCCUCCACCGAAGAGAGAUCCCCCUCUUGGAUCUCAGCCACGGCUGUUGUGGAAGACCUCCAGGAGAUUCCACACGAUCAGCUGAGCGACAUUCCAGAAGAGGGUGCCGCCACCCCAAAGUCUGCUGACACCACUCUCGCCGAGGACAUUGUAGAGCAGACCUCAGAGGCGGUCACAUGCCUGGAGCAGGAGCCUGAGCUGUCUGUUGCCGAGGUGACUACAAAGAUGAUUCCAGACAUGUCUGGAGAAACCACCCCUGUGCCCUAUGAACCUGAGCCAGAGUCUCUGGAGGUCCUCCAGGAGGCUGUGGAGCUGGUCAAUGAGCUCCCAAGCCUGACUUCCGUAGAAAUCACAGAGGUCCAACUGGAGAAUGUUGCGUCCAUCCCAGAGCCCACACCGCCGAUUGAGUUCACCGAGAGCGAAUCAAAGGUUGUCUUGAUGGUGCAUAAAGAAACUGAGGCCACCGCCAUCUGCACUGGCCUGGGCACCAAGGAGAUUGCCAAGGUGGCGGUGGAGAAGCCUGUGAUUCCCACCGUGGAGUGUCUAGCUGAGAUCAGCGAUGCUCUGUCUGCUGAGUUGCCAGUGGAGGACAAGGCUGAUCCAACUGAGGUGGCUGAUUCUAUUGAAGAGCCAAUGUUUGAGGCUCAAGUGGAGCAGGUCGACAGCACAUUCCUGGAGACCUCCCUAGAGAAGACUAUUGAAGAUAUCCCAGAGCCUGAGAUAGCCACUGAGGGCAAAGAGCAUGAAGUUGAAAAGCUAGCCGUGAUCAAUGAUAUCCAGACGGAGGCUGAAAUCAUCGAGGCCCCUGUAGUGACUGAGAACACCCCCAGAGUGGAGCUGGUGGACCCCAUCACACCAACUGUCGAAGAAUCCAUUGCCGCUGACAUUGUGGAGAUCUCUGAGGCACCUGUCGUUGAGGUCAAAAGUGAGGAGAUGGAGGUGGAAGAGACAGCUGCCAUCAAAGACAUCGCUCCUGUAGAGGAGGUGAAUGAGCCCGUCACAAGAGAAAUGGCUACCUCGCUAACUGACUUUGAUCUGGCCACAGUUACUGAGGUGUGCGAGGCAGCCAUUGCUGUUGUAGCCCCUGCUGAAGAGUUCAUCAUUGUCAAGGAGACUGUGUGCCUAAUCAGCCCACCGUCCGUGAAAACCCAGCAAGUGGAGGUCCCGGAGGCCAUGGCGGUGGAAACAGUCUCAGUGGCAGUUGCAGAGCCUGCGGGUGAUUACCAAAUCCAAGUGAAAGUGACUGAGGUUGGUGUCACAGAGGCCGAGGAGACGAAGGAGGCAGAGGCCAUGGAGGAGACGGGUUUGGUCAUUGCUCAGGUGGUCAUCCUGAACGCUGUGGAGAAAGUGUCUGAAGCAGAGGCUGAACCCGAAGCACCUGCCUGCGUCACUGCCACCGUGAAGACACCUGAAGACGCACUACCAGUCCAGGCAGUAGCAAUGAUAGAGAAAGAGAUUGAACAAAUAGCAGAGGAGAAACCUGUCAUUGCUGAAACUCCUGUAGUCCAAGUUAAAGCACCAGCACCAGAAACUCCUGCAGAGGAGCCUGCUGCUCCAGAGGCACAAGCUGAGGCUGAAAAACCACCAAAGGAAGUUCACGAGGCCAUUCAGGUCAUUGAGACAAUUCCAGUCAUAGUUGAAAUCACAGAGAGUAUCGUGGAAGAGGUUAACAAGGAGGCGGAGGAUGUUGUCAAAGAGGGAGUUGAGGAGAUAAAACAGGAAGUGGAAUUAAAGCAAGCAGUGGAGGUCAACAUAAGUGAGGAGAAAGUUGUAGAGGUUGAAGUUGUAGUAAAGGUGGAACAGACAGAGAGUGAGUCAGAUGGAAAGGCAGAGGAGGAGAUUCAAAAGGUAAAGAGCAACGUAGAGGCAGUAGAGGUUCAGGAAGUUCUACAAGCUGAGGUAAUCAAGCUGGUUCAGGAAGUGAUAGCAGAGGUUCCCGUUCCAGAGGCAGCUGAUGAGAAGUCAGAAGCGGCGGUGGUGACAGAAGAGACCCCAGUACCAGAGGGGCCCACAGAGACACCGAAAGCCCCAGCCCAGCCAAAGGAGACGACUGCUGAGGUUGUGGGCCCACAUACAGUACAGGUGGUCAAUCAAGCGGCACAGAUCGUUGAAGAGAAGGAAGCAAAGGAAAUCCAGAUGGAGGAGGUGGUGGAAAUCGAUGCCAUUGUAAGCGCACCAGAGACAAAGGAAGCCCUGGCUAAAGAAGUCACGCCAGCCCCUGAAUCCACACCAGACACCCCAGCUGUGACUGCCAGCCAAGAGGCCCCUGCUAACAUCGUGGAAGAGGAGGUUGCCAUCGCCAUGGCUGUGACAGUUGGCAGACCAGCGGAGGCAGGGGCAGAGAAGGCGACGCCAGUGAAGCGUGUGGAGGUGAUGGCCCAGGUGAUCGAGGUGAUCGAGGAGGCAGUGAGGGAGAUUGAAACUGUCUCCUCCACAGAGCUCACAGCUACAUCGUGAGCAGCUGUAGAUGCAAGAUGGUUGCCUGGGAGACGGACUGUCCUGACCAGGAAGUGAGUGAUAGUGAGAAAGUUAGCAAGAGAGAGAGAGUGAGAGGAUGCACUGUGGAGACACACUGAGACUGAGUUCCACCCCACCCUGCCCAGAGCGACUGAGUGACUGAGCUCCACCCCACCCUGCCCAGAGUGACUUCGCUCCACCCCACCCUGAGUGACUGAGCUCCACCCCACCCUGAGCGACUGAGUGACUGAGCUCUACCCCACCCUGAGCGACUGAGUGACUUCGCUCCAUCCCACCCUGAGCGACUGAGUGACUUCGCUCCACCCCACCCUGAGCGACUGAGUGACUUCGCUCCACCCCGCCCUGCCCAGAGUGACUUCGCUCCACCCCACCCCUCUCUCCUUCCCCCAUGCCCCUGUCCUGCAGCCCCAGCCUGUCACACAGAGGUGGCAUCCCCACCCCACUGUCCCUCCAUAGGUGAAGCAUCGUUCUCCCUACACACAUACCAAGCCACAGUCCUGCACCUUUGAAGCUUCCCAUCUGGCUCGUAAUCAAUGUGAUUUACUUUUUCUGUUUUGAUGACCUUGCUGUGGCUCGGGAGUCUGCUGUCCGUUUUGUGUGUGUGUGUGUGUGUGUGUGUGUGUGUGUGUGUGUGUGUGUGUGUGUGUGUGUGUGUGUGUGUGUGUGUGUGUGUGUGUGUGGUCUCUGAGUUGGAGGAUUAUUAUAUUGUAUAUUGUAUUUAUAUCUUAUGCGUAAUCUCUCAUUCCCCCAUCCUUUAUUUUUUUUGUAUGGAAUAUGUGACCCAUUUUCUCAAACAUAUGUAAGACUUCAAAGAUAAUGUCUGGAUUUUGCAGAAAUUCUAACUAAACCAUGGUACAUAUGUGAUUUCAAUGGCGGUGUUCCGAUAUCAUUGAUUGCAGACGAUGACUUAAUGUGAAGACAUGGAGUGAGGUGAAAGUCAAUAGGUGUGCAACAAAUCUUACAAACUUUCAUCUUUGACAUGUUCUGUCACACUGUACUUCCUUUCAGCCUGACAAUAUAUUUUCAGCUCCUACUGUAGAUAAAACAUACUUCACUGCCUGAAUGACUGUGAAAAAAAGUAUUGUUACUUUCUGAAAUAAGUAUGUCUUUGAUUAUUGUGUAAAAAUACAAUAAAACACUAUUAUCUCAGCCUGGUUUGAUAUUGUGAGAGAGGUAUUUGGUGACACUAGUACUAUGAUGGGGAGAGUAACAUAUAUCUCACGUUAGAUUGUCUUGUAUUUUCAAGUGUAUGACUUCUGUUAACGUUGUGGAUAGCACUUCAAAAUAUGUGUAAUUGCUUGAUCUCUUGAAAUGGUGAUCUAUCCGUCCAUCUCUGGUGUACAGUGUACGCUCGUAGGGAGGAUUGUAUGCUAGUUUGGAGUGUACACCAGUUAUUUGGCGCCCUCUGCUGCCGAUACAGACUAUCACAUCUCUCAGUCGAUAUAUUUUACCAUUCCCACUGGUGAGUGCUGUUAUGUAAUGUUUAUGUUUGAAUGUUGGAAAUGUUUACAUUUCAUUGCAUUUUCAAAUGAACAUUGUUUGCUGAAAAUACAUUCCACACAUGCAUUUCAUGUUGUAACUUGUGUGACAGUACAGUAAGUCAUAACCUCACUGAUUUGGCAACAGUGAGGUUUUUAGAUGGUACAAACUACUCAAUCACAAAUCACAUGGUACCAGACAAAGAGAACAUCUUAUAUUGACAUUUCUAUGUAGCCAAGCCAAAUUGACUUAGGGUAGGUUAUCCAUGGUUGCUAACAUGAUAGAACAUCAGCAGGACGAAAUGUGUCCAAUUUGUCUCAAAUGCCUCAUUCUGGGUCAGCCUGAUUUACUUAUCUUCAAGUCAACUUUUAUUUACCAAUGAAAUUCAAAUGCUGAUUUUGGGAUUAGUUAGGGUGGCUAGAUGAGCCAAUUCUACUGUGGGCACAUACUGUGAGAAUGGAGUGCUUCCUAUUUAUCCCUCGGAUGUCAAAAUGAUGAUUGACAAUAUAGCUCUAGACUUUACACCUCACAAAGCUGACUGACCAAUGAGACACGAGAGAAAUCCUAGAAGCCUCGACCACUAUAUCUGGUCACUGUUUCACUUUACUUUGACUGUGGAUUUGUCACACACAUCCACAAUGUUUGUUUUAUGUAAAAUAGUACAAAUAAAUAAUAAACAGUCUGUGUCCACUGCUUAUUCUAUUGCAUUUGGUUUGGAAACACCACCUUAGAUCCGCCCGAGCUUUUUGUAACACAAUCUAACUGUGAACCUGGUAACAUCUGUACAAACUGUAUACCUAUGCACUUCAAAAAAUAAUAUUGUAAUAACCUAUAAGCAUAUAAUGUAUCUGUAGCAUGGACUUAAUUCUGUCUUUUACAUUUUCCAAGCUCUUAAUAGUAGAUACAGAAACCUGUCUAUAUUUCAUUCAAAAAUAAAGCUAGCAAUAUAAAAAUGUG
Messenger RNA from Oncorhynchus kisutch (coho salmon), 7263 nucleotides. RefSeq names its product A kinase (PRKA) anchor protein 12b (gene akap12b). Gene Ontology annotation, molecular function: calmodulin binding; protein kinase A binding. The coding region runs from base 220 to 4806 and encodes 1528 amino acids. Gene Ontology annotation, cellular component: cytoplasm. Gene Ontology annotation, biological process: signal transduction; regulation of protein kinase C signaling. The record is from RefSeq and is a predicted model, not a curated record. NCBI's taxonomy places the organism in Eukaryota, Metazoa, Chordata, Actinopteri, Salmoniformes, Salmonidae. The transcript has 3 exons.